CAAUUUGCCGCAUGUCAGCAACUGGGGGUUGUUUUUGGAUUCUUCAUCAACUAUGGUAUUACCAAGAACUACGAUGGAACAGAUAUGCAGUGGAUGUUCCCAACCUUGAUCCAACUGGUCCCUGCCGCAGUCUGGGGCCUGGGACUCUUGGUCUGUGAAGAAUCUCCCCGGUGGCUGCUGUACGUGGGUAGGCGAACCCAGGCCGUAUCGGUACUGGCUAAGCUGCGUCAUUUGCCCUCGAGUCACCCAACUGUAGUCGCAGAGAUUGCUGUCAUGGAAUUUCAGAUCCUGCAGGAGCGAGAAGCGGCCUCGGGCACAUCACAAUGGCACCUAAUCAAGGAGACGGUAGUCCCGGUGGAGAACCGGCGUCGGUUCUGUCUAGUGAUGCUGGCACAUCUGUUUUCGCAAUGGUCCGGAGGCAACGCCAUCACGCAGUACUUGCCCACGAUCUUAGGCUAUCUGGGGACGACCGGGGAUGCCUUGUCCCUGACCACGGCCCUCUAUGCCGUGGUCAAGUUUACCGCCUUGCUGAUCUUCUCACUCGUAGUGGUGGACUUUGUAGGCCGACGACGGUCUCUUAUGGCGGGAAUCACCCUUCAGAUCGUGACGCUGGCAUAUCUUGCUUGUUACCUGGGAAUUUCGCGACAGAUGUCGACGACGACCAUCCUCCACGCGGCCAGCGCGACACAUGCCUCGAGAGCAGCGAUUGCAGCCAUCUUUGUGCACGGGGUUGGGUGGGUGAUCGGAUGGUUCUCGAUGCCCUUUCUGAUCGGAUCGGAAAUCUUUCCCAUCCGAAUCCGAUCGCUGGCCUUGUCGAUGGGGAUGGCGGGGCACUGGCUGUUCGCGUUUGGGUGCACGCGGGCGACGCCUGACUUACUGGACGUAAUGGAGGAAUGGGGAGCCUUUGCAUUCUUUGCGGGCAUCUGCCUUGUCUCGCUGGUGUAUGUGUUUUUUGCGAUGCCGGUAAGUGAAUUAACUCCUUGGGUGACGGUGGAGGGUAGUGAGAGACAAACGACGGGGGAAACUGACAGCACACAGGACACGACGGGCCGAUCGCUCGAGGCACUGGAUGGACUGUUCCGAAGGCCGUGGUACACGGUUUAUCAGGUAGCGUAUGCAAAGAAGGAGGACGAGGAAAUCGAAGUGCAAGCGAUACAAGAACGGGGAAAGUCGGAGUUGGCGAUGGUGGAGGAAGCAUAAAGCGCAAGUGGGCCACCAUCUGAUUGAUGGUGGGGAUUGUUGGUGCAACUGAUUCCGAUCUUAUUCUUUCCAUGUAUCAUGAAGCACGUGGGGGUUUGAUUGUGUAAGCUCUGAUUAGUA
Aspergillus neoniger CBS 115656 is the source of this 1320-nucleotide messenger RNA. RefSeq lists its product as uncharacterized. Gene Ontology annotation, cellular component: membrane. Gene Ontology annotation, biological process: carbohydrate transport; transmembrane transport. The transcript has a single exon. Gene Ontology annotation, molecular function: carbohydrate:proton symporter activity. Lineage: Eukaryota; Fungi; Ascomycota; Eurotiomycetes; Eurotiales; Aspergillaceae. Bases 85 to 1200 code for a protein of 371 amino acids. The record is from RefSeq and is a predicted model, not a curated record.